Lynx canadensis (Canada lynx) is the source of this 2138-nucleotide messenger RNA. It is a transcript of the gene INSIG2, whose product is annotated as insulin induced gene 2. The record is from RefSeq and is a predicted model, not a curated record. Gene Ontology annotation, cellular component: endoplasmic reticulum; SREBP-SCAP-Insig complex. Bases 206 to 859 code for a protein of 217 amino acids. Lineage: Eukaryota; Metazoa; Chordata; Mammalia; Carnivora; Felidae. The transcript is spliced from 6 exons. Gene Ontology annotation, biological process: cholesterol biosynthetic process; SREBP-SCAP complex retention in endoplasmic reticulum; cellular response to insulin stimulus.
GGGGAGGAGGAAGAGCCGGAGGGGGGCGGGAGCCGGUCCCAGAAGAUGGCGGAGGCGGGGGAUUUCUGGUAGGUCCUCUUUUAGGACAAGAUGCUGUAACUGUAGGAUCACCGGCCUGCUUCGAUUCACAGACAUUUGGUUUUUCCACUGGGAAGCCUUUUUUUUUUUUUUUUUUGCCUUGCCGGUUUACUGAACUUAUGAAACCAUGGCAGAAGGAAAGACAGAGUCGCCUGGGCCCAAAAAGCGCGGCCCCUAUAUUUCAUCUAUCACUAGCAGGAGCGUGAACUUGAUGAUUCGUGGAGUGGUGCUGUUUUUUAUUGGAGUGUUUCUUGCAUUAGUGUUAAAUUUACUUCAGAUUCAGAGAAAUGUGACGCUCUUUCCACCCGACGUGAUCGCGAGCAUCUUUUCUUCAGCGUGGUGGGUGCCGCCCUGCUGUGGCACAGCCUCAGCUGUGAUUGGGUUAUUAUACCCCUGCAUUGACAGGCAUCUAGGAGAACCACAUAAAUUUAAAAGAGAGUGGUCCAGUGUGAUGCGGUGCGUAGCCGUCUUUGUUGGUAUAAAUCAUGCCAGCGCUAAAGUGGAUUUUGAUAACAACAUACAGUUGUCUCUCACACUGGCUGCACUCUCCAUUGGACUGUGGUGGACAUUUGAUAGAUCUAGAAGUGGUUUUGGCCUUGGAGUAGGAAUUGCUUUCUUGGCAACCUUGGUCACUCAACUGCUAGUCUAUAAUGGUGUUUAUCAAUAUACAUCUCCAGAUUUUCUCUAUGUUCGCUCUUGGUUACCGUGUAUAUUUUUUGCUGGAGGCAUAACAAUGGGAAACAUUGGUCGACAACUGGCAAUGGUGUCAGCUCAUUUUUAAGAAUGAAGAAAGAAAUGCUGUCAGUUUCUGCGUAGGGGGGCUUGUCAUAUCAACUGGCAAGCUUCUCUCCAGGGUAUUCCUGAACAAGAAAACCUUACUUUAGGAUGUCAAUACUCACACUAAACAAAAUAAUGAAUUUCUUCAGAGGGAAAACUUGAUUUUUGGGGGCUUGGGUUAAGCCUGGAGUCCUGCCUAUAAGAUGUAGUCCUUUCUCCACUGUCCCCCCCAUUGUCACUCACCUCAUGUACUCUGGGCUGAAGACACCUCCACUUGGUUUAUCUGUUGACGUACUGACCUUCUGCCAAAUACGUUCUGUCUUCCUGAGAUCUGUCGAAAUUUCUUCAAAGAUGGCAACCCUCCUAUUCUCUUCACUAUUAUUGAUUUUAUCAUUAAAAAAUUCCUUUCUAUCAUUUCGAAAGGAUCUCAGGAAGGAGGGAAGGCAAAUUCUUGGCCUCAGUUCACCAUCUUGAAGUAGAAGCCUCUGAAAUAUCAAUUAGGCAGUCCAUGGCAUGCCCUCACAGAGUGUCUGUCACCUAAAGGCUUUGACUGUGAUGCCUUUAAAACUUCAAAGUCAUUUUAUGGAAAAAAUAAUAGGAGAUAUUUUUGAUGAAGAAAUCUUCCCAGCUGGAAGUUAUUUAUCUGAACUUUUACUUUGCAAUGUUGCAUUGUGGGUGACAUAGUAGGUCUUCAAUAAAUAUCUGUUGAACCAAUAAAUGAAUGAAUGAACAAACAUUAACCAUUAAUUAAUUAACCGUUAAUUAAAAGUCAGUAAAAGGAAGUGGAUAAUAUGUAUGCCCAGUAAAAAAAUAAAUGGAAUGAUUUAUACAUUUGUACAUCCUAUGUUUUGAUACAUUCUUUUAGAGGUGUAGAUAUUAAUGCAAACAGACUGACUUUUUAAACGAAUGUAAAUAAAUGUAUUGACGUUUAAAACAGUUGUCCUGAAAAUUAUACACUUAUUCUGAGGAUACUCACUGAUGAAAAUUUUGGGCGUUCUGGUUUGAACUUCCCUUUGGUCCUAUCCCCUUCCUUCCUUCCUUCCUUCCUUCCUUCCUUCCUUCCUUCCUUCCUUCCUUCCUUCUUUCCAGUCUUAUUUGGUUUCCUCAGUGGGGGAAAUCUUUGGCCUUUGAAGGUGUAUUUUAUUUUUUCAAAAAAGCCCAAUACAACUUUGUAUGUAUUUCUUAGAUCAGAAUGAACAAUAUAUUAUUUUUGUAGUCAAAACCAUAUGAGAAGGCAGAUCUCAAAUGGGGUAAUAAAUGCAUUAUGAAUAAAAGCUUCCAAA